AUGCAAGGUGUACUAUAUAGAUCUAGGAAGUAUAGAACUCUGUCACAAUCAGGAGAUAUUUAAAUACUCUCACAUCUUUGAGGAUAUACCUUGUCUAAUGGUCCCUGUACAUCUAGCUACUAUAUAUCCUGCUGGAGGACCAUGUUGGUCUGCUACUGCUAUUGAUAAACUAAAGGAUGCAGUUAUAGAACAUUAUUCCAUGUUUAAUGUACAGGUACUAGACCGGCCUGUAUCUGGAAGUGUAGCUGGGGUAUCGGUCAGUUCUGUUCCUGUUCAACUUAUUCACCGGGAUUACAAGCUUGAUAUCUUUGACAGUGAAGCUGAGCUGAAAGAGAAAACGUUUAACCUGGCAGAAUCACUGGUCUCAGAUGGUCUUGCUAUACGCUACAGUUCCCAAGAUAACAACAAAUCUAGAGACAAUUUUCUGCUCAGGUUACAGAACCUUAGAGAAAAGGAAAAGCAGUACUUUCAGUCUGUACACUACAGGAUGAAAAGCACCACGGUUUCCCUAUACAAGGUUCUGGAAAAUAAUUUUACCUGGAAGAAAGCUUCUCUGCCCCUCAGUUCCGAGUUCAAAUGCAUCCUGACAGGCUUGAAUAAGGAUGGACUUUAUCUCCAAAGCUUCGAGGAGCAAUCUCAUAAUAUGAGUUCAAUCAAUAGUGGACUUAAUCUAAGGUAUGGAUCAUCAAUACCACAGAAAUAUUAAAUAAUGAUCCUUGUUU
Eurytemora carolleeae is the source of this 722-nucleotide messenger RNA. RefSeq lists its product as uncharacterized. The record is from RefSeq and is a predicted model, not a curated record. Lineage: Eukaryota; Metazoa; Arthropoda; Copepoda; Calanoida; Temoridae.